UCUCCCACUACUAGUACUCUAGCAGCAAGUCGUCUCCCUCCCUCCCUCCCUCCCCUUCCACUUCCACGCUACCACAUCAGAGCUAAUCCAACCCAUCCAUUCACCCCCUAAUCACCACCGCCGCCGCCGCCGGCCUACUCUCCACUCUCCUCUGCUCCACCACGCGCGCGAUGGCGACGGCGACGGUUGAGGUCCCCGUGGCGGCGCCGGUGAGGAGUGUGAAGGUCACAAAUGUUUCCCUUAGUGCAACUGAGCAAGACAUUAAAGAAUUCUUUUCUUUUUCAGGAGACAUUGAACAUGUGGAUAUGAAAAGUGGUGACGAGUGGUCUCAAGUUGCAUAUGUGACCUUUAAAGAUGCCCAAGGAGCAGAGACUGCACUUCUUCUUUCGGGCGCUACAAUAGUUGAUCUUUCUGUUAUCAUUGCACCUGCUCCAGAGUAUCAACCGCCCGUUACUGCCUCUGCACCGCUGAGUGGAACCAGAGUACCAGUUGGUGGUGACAAUGUGGUCUACAAGGCUGAAGAUGUUGUCAGCACCAUGCUUGCGAGGGGUUUCACCCUGGGCAAAGACGCCGUUGGCAAAGCGAAAUCUUUCGAUGAGAGACACGGCUUCACAUCCACCGCCACCGCCAAGGUGGCCUCCAUCGACAAGAAGAUUGGGCUCAGUGAGAAAUUCACCUUGGGCACCACCGUUGUCAACGAGAAGGUCAAGGAGAUGGACCAGAAGUUCCAGGUCUCCGACAAGACCAAGUCGGCGCUGGCUGCGGCCGAGCAGACGGUGAGCAACGCCGGGUCCGCCAUCAUGAAGAACAGGUACGUCUUCACCAGCGCGUCAUGGGUGACCAGCGCGUUCGGCAAGGUCGCCAAGGCCGCCACAGAUGUCGGCACGAUGACGAAGGAGAAGAUGUCGGCCGAGGAGCAGCAUAAGGGCUCCGGGGGCAGCUCGUACACGCCCAUCCGCUGAUCGCCAUCCCCUGUUCCUCAUUGUGCGUCGCCAUGUUGUAUUAUUUAUUUGGUGGAUCAGAAAACAACUUUAGAUAUAUAGAACACAUCAGAUCACCCCUUCCAUAUGUGAAAGACUUCUGCAACCCAGGAUUUUGUUUCUCUUUGUAGAAGAACAGGGAAUUUACCUUGGGGUUUUACAUGUUAUUACAAAAUGGUUCAAGGUAGAGUUGGAACGAACCUUUUACUUUUUUAAGUUGUGGAAGGAUGCUGUAAUAAUAUUGGUAGCGUUGUGUUGUUCGACAAAUGCAUUGUACUCAGGGAGGGGAUAAUCAUACUAGUACACAAAUGCCCAUGUGCUCCUUAUACUAUAGUAUUGAAUUGCUUGGCAUGAAA
Molecule: messenger RNA, 1336 nt
Organism: Hordeum vulgare subsp. vulgare (domesticated barley)
Lineage: Eukaryota; Viridiplantae; Streptophyta; Magnoliopsida; Poales; Poaceae
Product: binding partner of ACD11 1-like
Exons: 5
Coding region: 171-962 (263 amino acids)
Molecular function (GO): RNA binding
Source: RefSeq, a predicted model, not a curated record